This is a messenger RNA of Colletes gigas, 699 nucleotides long. RefSeq names its product protein obstructor-E. Gene Ontology annotation, molecular function: chitin binding. Lineage: Eukaryota; Metazoa; Arthropoda; Insecta; Hymenoptera; Colletidae. The record is from RefSeq and is a predicted model, not a curated record. Gene Ontology annotation, cellular component: extracellular region. The coding region runs from base 1 to 699 and encodes 232 amino acids. The transcript is spliced from 5 exons.
AUGAUCAGAACCUCCGUUCUAACACUACUGCUUGCUGCAGCGAUUACGCACGGUGCAAUAAAUUGCCCGAGCAAAGAUGGCCAGUACGAGGACCCGAAACAAUGCGACAAAUUCUACGAGUGCGCGGACGGCAUUGCAACGGAGAAACUUUGUCCAGAUGGACUCGUUUUCGAUCCUCUGAAUCGUAAAGUCAACAAGUGCGAUCACGUAUUCAACGUGGACUGCGGAGAUCGGCUCGAACUACAGCCGCCUCAACCGACGAAGAAGUGUCCGCGACGAAAUGGUUUCUUCGCCCAUCCGGAUCCAUCUGUCUGCAACAUCUUUUACAAUUGUAUCGACGGCGAGGCCAUAGAAAUCACGUGUACCACUGGAUUGCAUUUCGACGAGUACAGCGGAACCUGCGUUUGGCCCGACAGCGCCGGUCGCGAAGGCUGUGGCGUGGUCGAUAAAAAGUUAAAAGACGGAUUCGAGUGUCCGAAGGAAAGUCAGGUCGACACUAGAGGAAUGGUCGUCGAUCACCCUAAAUUUUCUCAUCCGGACGAUUGUCAGAAAUUUUAUGUCUGCCUCAAUGGCGUAACUCCGCGCGAACAAGGCUGCAGCGAUGGCACGGUUUACAACGAGGAGCAACAAAGAUGCGACGCCCCUGAAAAUGUCGCCGGAUGCGAGGAUUGGUACAAGGACGACGACAAAAAGCCAUGA